Molecule: messenger RNA, 1560 nt
Organism: Cuscuta epithymum
Lineage: Eukaryota; Viridiplantae; Streptophyta; Magnoliopsida; Solanales; Convolvulaceae
Source: the annotation of a GenBank genome assembly
CUUUACUCCCUCCAAGGCUCCCUCUAUCAGCAGGUUGCCGCCACCUUCCUCUAGCUAUUUCGUCUGCCAGCUUUUCAAUUAUUCCGCCGCAGCACUUUUCCUGAAGCUCCGCAGCAUAAGCAGGUGGUCUGUCAUGGACGAGCAAAUAAUCACAAGAAUUCUUCUUUGUUUGCCUCCGAAAUCACUUUUCAGAUUCAGGGUUGUAUCGAAAUCAUGGAACCAUUUGAUUUCCGAUCCCUUCUUCGUCGAGAGAUACAAUAGCGGACGGCGCGGCGGACGUUUUUGGUUGCUGGCCUUUUUCCGGCCGCCGACGGAGAAAAAGAAACGAACAAAGAAAAACAAAGAGAAGAGAACAUAUACGCUGAAGAUGAUCCCUCUUGAUAGUCCCGGCAAUAGAAACAUUGAAUACCAGUCUCAAGAACUUGAACCCGAACCCGGCAUGUUUAUAAAUUCCUCUAAUGGUUUGAUCCUUUGGGGCAAUCCUCAGCGUCACAAGUACCACGUUUUGAACCCCUUCACGAAAAGGUUGGUGUCUUUACCACCACUCCCGACAGUACUCUCAGGAUAUGCAGACACAACCAUCGCGCUGAUGUGUGAAGAGAACAAAAGGGAAUUGACAGCCAAGUACAUCGUCGUCCGAACUGAUUAUUAUAAAUUUGGUGGGAUUUUCGGACCCGAAAAACAUGAUGUGCAGAUCAUGACUUACUCUUCGGAGACAGGCGUGUGGGCUGCCGUGCACCCAACUUUGAUCGCGGAUCCGGAAGCCUACCUCCCUGUUGUUUUCAAAGGUACUCCUUUGGUAAUGAAUGGUGUUUUCCAUUGGUAUUACUACCGCUAUGACUUAACACUAGCACUUUAUCGUCCCGGAGGUGAACAAGUCAUUGAGAUCCGUAGGUACGGAGGAAUUGAAAAUAACGGCUUCAAAUCCACAUCUCUGACAAGAUCAUCCAUUGACAAUGGCGACGUCUUGUGGUUCGGCUGCAUAGGCACUGAAAGCAUGAGAGUUUUCAUGCUCCCAAAUGGCAGUGAAGAAUGGACUUUGAUGUAUGAUAUCUGUGGUGGUUCACUCGGGAGCAAAGCCACCUUAAGUACUAAGGGGAUUAUCUUAGAAGGUUUCCUUCCGAUUCCUAACAAGGCUCCUGUUGCUAUAAUUCGAUUUCAAAGGAAGAUAUUUCUCUACAACAUUGACACUAAAAGCUUGCAAUCCGUUCCUGGACGGCUGCUUACCUCCCUGCAGUUGAAAUUGAGUGGACAAGCACCCGGUGAUGCCCCCGAUUUUCCAACUGUAUAUCCUUUAUAUGGGAACCAUACUCCCUUUCCACUUUUGCUCUUUAAUUAGGUAAUUUUUGUUCUAAUCUUAGUGAACACAAAUUGCACCGAAAACGGAAUAGACAUCAAACUCUAUUACUCUCUGUAUUUAAACAUUUAGUUUGGAUAGCUCAUCGAAAGACCAUGUAGAUGAAUUGGUUAUAGUAAUUAAUACUCCGUAAUUAGUUAAGUAAUCUGAUUUGUUUCUUUUCAUUUCAAUUUUCUUGAAUUUUUAUCUAUCUAUGGGUUGAU